GACUACGUCACUAAUCCCCGCCCCUCUGUUUUGGUUCCUCUAGCAGCUUCUACUUUUAAUAUGUUGUGAAGCCAGAAGCGCCCAUCUGAAGGAUUCAUUCACCUGGACGUGCUUUUACCUGGGAGGCGGAAACGCAAAGGGCACAAAGCGGAAGUUAUGUUUGCAGCUGCCCGGCGUGACGCUCACCGGGAAUAAACCUAACGGUAACCGAACAUGGAUCCUCCCGAGGGCCAGUCCGGUGAGGGAGCCCACGUGGAGCAGGAUGCUACACCGACCCCAGUGGAGGUGGACGCCGCGGUGCUGCUGCUGGGAGCCGGGGUCACAGCCGCCACACACCCGCUGCUCUACGUCAAACUGCUAAUCCAGGUGGGACACGAACCUCUUCCUCCGACCGUGGGAACCACGAUGUUUGGACGGCGAGUCCUUUACCUGCCGGGUUUCUUCACCUACGUGCAUCACAUCGUGAGAGUGGACGGGAGGACGGGACUCUUCCGCGGCCUCUCACCUCGGAUUGUCUCUAGCAUCAUCUCCACCGUGGUCCGGGGAAAAGUCAAGCAGGUGGAGCUUCAGUCCAAGAAAGCCGAUCAGCAGAAUUCCCUCAGGAGAGUCUUCAGAGAGACCUCACAUGAGAUGAUCAUCCAGUGCCUGUCCAGACUCGUCACCCAUCCGUUCCACGUCAUGUCGGUGCGCUGCAUGGCCCAGUUCGUCGGCAGGGAGACCAAAUAUGGCGGCGUGUUCAGCUGCUUCUUCAAGAUCUUUAAGGAGGAAGGAGUGACUGGAUUUUAUGUCGGAUUCAUUCCUCACGUUCUGGGAGAAGUCCUCUUCCUGUGGUGCUGCAACGUCCUGGCUCACUUCAUCAACACCUACGCUGUCGACGAAGGCUUCAGCCAGGCGUCGGCAGUGAGAAGCUACACCAAGUUCGUGAUGGGCAUCGCCGUGAGCGUUCUCACGUAUCCGUUCACGCUGGUUGCUGACGUCAUGGCCGUCAACGACUGUGGUCUGGCUGCAGGUCUUCCUCCUCGAUCUCCCAUCUUUAAAUCCUGGCUCCACUGCUGGAAUCAUCUAAGUCAGAAGGGCCAGCUCUUCCGAGGAUCCAGCUUCUUUUUCCGCCGCAUGCCCCUGACCUCAGCAUCCUCCAUCGAGGACUGACAUCAUCAGCCGCUGUGAGUUCUUCCUCCUCCAGCUCCUCGGAUGACGUCACGUCUUCGUUCUUUUGUGGCCAUCCAGAUGCAGCAGGAGCAGCGGCGCCAUUCCUGGAGCGCUGAGAGAGACAAUUCGGUUGGGAAUGAGCUGAAUCCUUUAAGCUGUGGGACAGGUUUUGGAUUCUUCGUCAUCACCGCAGCAGAUGAGGCUCGGUGCCACGAACAAACCAGACGAUUUUUACGUUUGUGUUUUCUUUUUGUAUUAAAAAUCCAUGAAAAUAUUCCGAUAUUUUCCGCAGCAGGAAUGAUUAAACCACAAAUAAAAACACAAAGACCUCUGAAAUAUUUACACAA
Nothobranchius furzeri (turquoise killifish) is the source of this 1496-nucleotide messenger RNA. RefSeq names its product mitochondrial carrier homolog 1. The record is from RefSeq and is a predicted model, not a curated record. Gene Ontology annotation, biological process: positive regulation of apoptotic process. NCBI's taxonomy places the organism in Eukaryota, Metazoa, Chordata, Actinopteri, Cyprinodontiformes, Nothobranchiidae. Gene Ontology annotation, cellular component: mitochondrion; membrane.